Messenger RNA from Corythoichthys intestinalis (scribbled pipefish), 1130 nucleotides. RefSeq names its product transmembrane protein 119a (gene tmem119a). NCBI's taxonomy places the organism in Eukaryota, Metazoa, Chordata, Actinopteri, Syngnathiformes, Syngnathidae. Bases 258 to 1013 code for a protein of 251 amino acids. Gene Ontology annotation, biological process: ossification; positive regulation of osteoblast differentiation; positive regulation of bone mineralization. The record is from RefSeq and is a predicted model, not a curated record. The transcript is spliced from 2 exons. Gene Ontology annotation, cellular component: plasma membrane.
CAUCGCUUUUCUUAUUUUACGGAGCGCCUGAGUCUCAAACAUUUCAUGAAAUUGAAGAAGGGACGAACAAGGGAGGAGAAACUGAAAAUAGAGGGAUGGACAUCACUUUCCAGAGAGCGGUUAAAAAAAGUCUUUCAGUAUAACAAGGUCGGGAAUGCUCGGAAACUCUCCUCCUCCACAUUGGUGUUGCCUUUUCCUUCUGCUCUGUCCUCAACUCACUGCGGUCCUCACAACAUCAACCAGGAUAAACUAAAAAGAUGCCAUCACGCUUGCUUUUCCCCGUGGCUGUCUUGACCCUGCUGUCACUGUGCUGCGGUGUGGCCCAGAGCGCUCCGAUGUUCUACAACGUAUCCAUGGAUGGUAGCGGUGAUGACGGGUUGGAGUUCCUCUUCCCAAAUGCCUUCUCCACCCGUGCGCCGGUUCGAAUCAGCGCCACCACUCAUCAUCCCGAAGCUUCUGACAGACCCACGCUAACCAACACCAUCACCACGACCAUUAUCCGUCUAAAGGACUUUGUACUGACCAGAGUGGUGGACUUUCUGGAGGAUAAUCUUCUGAUCAUCGUGAUUGUGGCCUCUGUUCUCAUUUUGAUGGUCUUCAUUAUCUGCUGCGCUUCUGCCAUGAGUCAGAAGCGCAAGCUGGAGGCCUACAAGGUUCCUCCUCAAGCUCCCAGGAAGCACGCAAUGGAUAAAUCUGCCGUGCACAGUGUACAAAGACUUCCUCACGAGUUCCAGGAGAGGCCGUACGCCGUGGACCACGUCAAGAGAGUUCAGAUGCAGGGCAACGUCUCGCCCAAGAAUCUACGUAUGCCUUCCAAGGCUCUGAUAGGAGAGAGGGGCAGGGAUGUCAGGUCUUCACCACGUCAGGAGGUGAGGAAGGUCAGGGACGUGGAGGAAGUGGAGAUGCGCAGAGAAGAGCCCAGAUACAAAGAGCCGAUGAAGCGCAGGGAGGAGGUACAGCACACCUCCAGUCAUCCUGCGUGCACCUGCCAUCUGAAGAAGGGCCACUACUAGAUUAGCCUGUUGCCUGGAUUGCACCAACAUGGCGGAAAUUGUGGAAAGAUGUUCUAAUAGUGGACUGUGUAACCUUAGCCACACUAAGCCGUAACCGCUAACCGUCAUAUGCUCUUG